UUUAAUGUCCACAAUCACUCGGCAAGCAGUUAAGAAGAGAAGUAUUCUCACAAGAGGCCUUAACAUCCAGGGUCAGCUCGGAAUCAGGAGCAAGCUUCAGAACUGUGAAGAGUUCAGACCAGUGGAUUUACUCCAGGAUAUGAACAUUACUCAUUUAGUGUGCGACCAUAGCCAGAAUUAUGCUGUUAUCAAUAAUAAAUCGUUGAUUUUCUGGGGAUGGCCUCUUUGCACAAAGACAACCUAUAAAGUACUUGAAAUAUACCACAAGUUGCCUAGCUUCAUGAGGCUUUGGCAGAAUUACGCUCCUUUUUUCAAGGCUGCAAUCCAGGAGCCCGUGAUUGAGGCUGAAUUUUCUGUUGAUUCUAUCAAGAGUAUCGAUGUUGGAUGAGGUUAUGUAGCAGUCGUCGAUAACAAAAAUAAGCUAUAUAUGUGGGGUGAUAACUACGCAGGCCAGCUUGGCCAGAAUGAUAAUGUACAUAGAGACACACCUCUGAUCGUCCAGUCUCUGCUUGAUGAUGCGAUCAUUGAUGUCAGCUGAGGGUUCCAGCAUGCACUUGCACUCAGCGCAGACGGCACUGUUUUUGGUAUUGGCAAAAAUGAUAGAUACCAAUGUGGAGAAGAGAAGAAAUUAAAUGAUGAGAGUGGUGAAAUCACUAAUUCUUUUGGUGAUCCCUUCCCUAUCAGAGGCUUUAAUCCUACAAUGGAUAAAAAAGAAGCUUCUCAUGCUGGGAAUGAGCCUAUAAUUCAAGCGAAAGCAGGGAAAUUUCAUUCCUUGUUUCUCUCCGAUAGAGGCAGAGUUUACGGACUUGGAAGUAACAUUUAUGGUCAACUUUGACAAUCAAAUAACAUUCUGAAUAAAGCUACUCAUCCAACAGAGAUAUUCCUAGAUGGAAUGAAAAUCAAACAGAUCGAGGUGGGAAACCAUCACUCUAUGCUCCUUAAUGAUGAAGGAAGAUUGUUCGUAUUUGGGUCAAAUCUUGUUGGACAAGUCACUUCUAAGCAUUCCACUGGAAUUGUGAAUUAUCUACAUGAGAUCUCCCUCCCUUCAGAUUCUAAAAUUGAGAGAAUAAAGGCAAGCAACCUUAGAAGCUGAGCCUUCCUUGAAAACGGAGAGGUCUGGUUCUGGGGAGGAUUCUUUUAUAGAGAGAAGAAGAGACUCGUUAUUGAUGAUUUUAACCUUCUUAAUGAAGAAGAAGGAAUCCCUUCUGAUGUAAAAAUAGCAGAUUACCACAUGGGUUUCGGCCAUGAUGUUGUUAUGACUGAAGAAUUAGACCACCCACCAAUAAAUAUCGACUCAGAGUAUCAUAAUUUAGAAGGUGAAAAUGCUGUUGUAUAAACAUAUAAUCUCAUCAAUAUCUCAACCUAAAAAU
This is a messenger RNA of Moneuplotes crassus, 1370 nucleotides long. The record is from the annotation of a GenBank genome assembly. Lineage: Eukaryota; Ciliophora; Spirotrichea; Euplotida; Euplotidae.